This is a messenger RNA of Etheostoma cragini (Arkansas darter), 2062 nucleotides long. It is a transcript of the gene crip2, whose product is annotated as cysteine-rich protein 2. The transcript has 8 exons. Bases 26 to 766 code for a protein of 246 amino acids. The record is from RefSeq and is a predicted model, not a curated record. Lineage: Eukaryota; Metazoa; Chordata; Actinopteri; Perciformes; Percidae.
AAUGAGGGAGCCGUUGACUGAAUAGAUGCUCCCGGCUUCUGGAAGCGGAGCAGAGACACUUGCUGUGGACAGGAGAGCAAGAGAGAGAGUGGACGCUCCGGACAAACACAACAGAUCCCUUUCACUCGACCCACAACAUCGCAACAUGUCUUCAAAGUGCCCCAAGUGCGACAAGACGGUGUAUUUCGCUGAAAAGGUGUCAUCACUGGGGAAGGAUUGGCACAAGUUAUGUCUCAAGUGUGACCGCUGCAACAAGCUCCUGAACGCUGGAGGACAUGCCGAGCACGAUGGACGGCCCUACUGCCACAAACCAUGCUAUGCUGCCCUCUUUGGGCCAAAAGGGGUGAACAUCGGUGGAGCCGGCUCCUAUGUGUACGACACGCCGGCCAACAACAACCCGUCUCCCACCAGUGUGGAUUCGGCACCCAAAGCUGAGGAGAAGCGAGUGUUCGCCCCCAAAGCAGCGUCAAAAGCAGCUGGCGGCAUCACCACCUUUUCCGGAGAGGCCAACCUGUGUCCCCGAUGCAACAAGAAGGUGUAUUUUGCUGAGAAGGUGACAUCACUGGGUAAGGACUGGCAUCGACCCUGUCUGCGCUGUGAGAGGUGUAGCAAGACUCUGGCUCCUGGCAGCCACGCAGAGCAUGACGGCCAGCCCUACUGCCACAAACCAUGCUAUGCUGUUCUCUUUGGGCCCAAAGGCGUGAACACUGGUGGUGUUGGCAGCUACAUCUAUGAGAAGGAGCCCAGUGCAGUGACCCAGCCUUGAACCUUUUGUCCCCUCAGCUUCAUCCCUCUUCUCUUCACAACACUGACCAUCAACCACAGUAUUAUUUGUAGCCGUUUUCUCUUCCUGUGCUUUCAUACCUGAGACAACCAGCCUUCUGAUCCUUUUCUCCUUUGAUCUGAUCCGCUCCCAGCUGAUUUAGCAGCCACAAGGAAUGAUCUCAAAUUGCCUAGACAUUUGCAUUUGCUCCGGGAGAGCCAAGUCCAGCACUCCCACACGUUAUUAUUAUUAUUAUUAUUAUUAUUAUUAUUAUUAUUAUUACAAAUAAUUUCAACCAUGUUUACGCAUUUAUAAAUGUAUAUGAACACAUUAAAUGUCACCUCAGUAAAAUACGAAGGUCUUAUAUUUUUAUUUUGUACCCUGAAAACAGUGGGAUUGAGGAGGUCUGUUUUGAGAUGAUGCAGGUUUUAAAAAAAGAAAAAGUUAUAGAGAGUGAUUUUCAGGUGUGGAAAAAUGCAUUGUGGGUAGAGUUGUGGCGCGUUGACAGCCAUGAAGUUCAACUCGGAGGCCGCUGCAUGCAACUGGUGCCUGGAGCACGUUGCCAAAAAUUUGUAUUUUACAAUUGCCAUAUUUACAUUUUUGCUGCCUGACAACAUUCCUUAUGUGAAAGAAAAAAGUCCCGACAUAUUGUAAAAAAAGGUGUUAAAUUGGAUCUCUCAGGCCACUGUUGUAUGAUGUGCAACACAUCCAAGAGGCUGAAUUGAGUCAACAUGAACUUAUUUUACCUUCGAGGUAAUAACCUUUGUUGAAUUUGCUAAUAACACAAAUGUCUAUUUUAAAAUGAGGUGGAAUGUGGGGGACGUUUUGCAAAGGGAGGGCUGUGAUUUUUCAGAAAAGAAGCAUGUAUUUAUUGCUACUACUCAAGUCCUUUACAUCUAUUUAGCCAUUGUACUACUACCCUUUAUGGGAAUGCUAAUGGACGAGGUCAAACGAGGAAAUGUAAGCUGUAUAAAUCUCCACGAUCAAGAUUUUUAUUGUUCAUUUCAUAUAAAUAACCCUGCUGUUAUUUUCCGAGAGAUGAUGCUCUAUUUGAAUUUUUGCCAUUUAGCAGAAACGGUAGCUUAGCUUGUAGAAACACUGCAGACAAGUCAUUCUGUAAGAAUGUGCAUCCUAGUGUUAUUAUCUGACUGUUACUGUGUUUGUUUAAUAUCUGUUGCACAUUGUAGGGCUUCAUAGACACUGCAGGGCUCACUGUUUGUAGAACUGAAACGCUGCACUUCAGCCCUGCUGCAUUUGUCUUUUUAAUCCCUUAAAUAAAUAUUUCAAAAACUGUAAUUA